This is a messenger RNA of Spinacia oleracea (spinach), 1791 nucleotides long. Its product is annotated as protein argonaute 4-like. NCBI's taxonomy places the organism in Eukaryota, Viridiplantae, Streptophyta, Magnoliopsida, Caryophyllales, Amaranthaceae. Bases 308 to 919 code for a protein of 203 amino acids. The record is from RefSeq and is a predicted model, not a curated record. The transcript has 9 exons.
UACAACAAAGAACACCAGAGACUCUCCUCCUCCCUCCCUCGUUCCAGUUUUGGCAACAUACCACUCAACUCUGAAUACCAAAGGUUUCUCUCACUUUCUCUCUCCUCAUCCCUCUCUUUCAUUGCUUUCAUCUUCAUUUCCACUGCUUGUCUUAUAAUUGCUUGGAGAAAUAUUGUUGUUCUUCAUCAUACAUUGGUGGGUUUAAUUUUCAGAAGAAUUUCGCUUUGGAAAGAAAUCUUGUUGUUCUUCAUCAUACAUUGUGGGUUUAAGCAAUUUUCAGGAGAAUUUCGCUUUGAAAAGAUAAAAAAUGGAUGCAUCUGAAAAAAAGCAGAUACGAGUUCCUAUGUCAAGGCCUGGCCACGGAACAAAAGGACAGAAGAUUCGACUAUGUACUAAUCACUUUGAUGUCAAGAUUGCCAAUACUGAUGGUUACUUCUUCCAUUAUUCUGUUGCCCUUUAUUAUGAAGAUGGAAAACCUGUUGAAAUGAAAGGUGUAGGAAGGAAAGUAAUGGACAAGGUCAAAGAAACUUACAGCGCUGAGAUUGGUGGCAAGGAAUUCGCCUAUGAUGGUGAGAAGACCUUGUUUACUGUCGGUUCCCUUCCUAGAAACAAGUUGGAAUUUAGUAUUGUGCUCGACAAGGUCUCAUCUCAAAGGACUGAUGGUAAGAGCAGCCCUGCAGGCGAGGGAAGUCCAAAUGAGAAUGAAAAAAAGAGAAGAAAGCGUGUGUCGACUUUUAAAGUGGAGAUUAGCUAUGCAACAAAAAUCCCAAUCAAGGCAAUAAGUGAUGCUCUCCGUGGUAAACACUCUGAGGAAUUCCUUAAUGCUGUCCGGGUUUUGGACAUAGUACUCAGGCAACAUGCUGCAUAUCAGCGUGCAAGAUGCUUGAUGAAAGUUGGUCUCCUAAGUUCACCAUUGUGAUUGCUCAGAAACAGCAUCAUACCAAGUUUUUCCAACAAGGAAGCCCUGACAAUGUACCACCUGGAACGGUGGUUGACACCAAAGUCUGCCAUCCAUUAUACUACGAUUUCCACAUGUGUGCACAAGCAGGGAUGAUUGUGUUUAAAUCUUUUGAAUCUUGUUUUACUUUAUCUACAAGUUUUAGGUUUGCCAUUAGCAGUCUCAGCUAGUCAAGGCUCUUUCAUUUUCCAUAAACUACUCCCAUAUUGGACUUGUUUUAUGACUGAAUGAAUAUACGCUUCGACAUGAUCAUCUUAGAGUUAUGUUACUCCAACUCAGGCAUUGAUGUCAGAAAUUCGCAGGGUACAAGCAGGCCAACUCACUACCAUGUUCUGCUGGAUGAGAUAGGCUUUUCAGCAGACGAUCUGCAAGAGUUGAUUCACUCUCUAUCCUACGUGUACCAGAGGAGCACUACUGCUAUAUCAAUAGCUGCACCAAUUCGAUAUGCUCACCUAGCAGCCAGCCAAGUAUCACAGUUCCUCAAGUAUGAGGACCUGUCAGAAACGUCUUCAGGUCAUGGAAGCGUGACAUCUGCUGGAAGUAUUCCCGUACCUGAGCUCCCUAAGUUGCAUGACAGAGUAUGCACCUCAAUGUUCUUCUGUUAGCCAUACGAAAAGGUACGACGUAUGUAGGAUAUUUAGUUUAACACAGUGGCUCAUUAUGCUCAUGGUUUUGGCUGGCAACAGAGUUGUGUAGGUCAUUGUUUAGAGUUUUUGGACCAAAAUGUUGUGUUAAUACUAUGUUUAUGCAGUUUGUAAUCUUGACUAUCAAAAGACUUUAUCAGUUGUUUAAUACCAAGUAAGACAGAUUGAAGAGAUGAAAGUCUUACCCUA